GCACCGAACAACCCGACCGGAAGAUGCUAUCCACCUGAGCAUCCAACUGGCUCUCGUCUCCCACCACAGUCCGCCCCAUCGCUCCGCAACCCUCCGGCCGAACCAACAAACCGAUCAAUCGAUCGAUCAAUCCAUCAAUCAAUCACUCACUCACUCAUCCCCUCCCCUCCCCUCCCCUCCUCGCGCAUUUCUCGAAGAAAACCAAUCGAAAACCUCGCCCUGCUCUUGCCUCCGGGCCCGAUGUCCGCAGCGCCAUGUGUUGCGUCUCCUCGAAAUCCCCGACUGUCAGCACCGAGCGCAUCACUCGAGCAGCAGCAGCAGCCGCCAAAUUGGAGGACCUCAGUGGCGACCGCGUAGAAGCGGCAGACACCACGUCGUGGACGCAGUAGAAAAGCACGGCGUACGCGAGCUCCACUGUGUAGCGGAGUUAACUGUGCUGGCGCGGAGGGGAGGGGGAGGUGUGGGGCCCACGACAUCCUCCGAUUCAACUUUCAACUGGUAUGGAUCAUAACGCUCUUGGCGUCGCAGGAGCGUCGGAGGAGCGUGUGCUUCCCUCGAGCACUGGUUCUUGUUCGUAACGUCAGGCUGCUGUCGGCGCGCGCAAUUCUUGCAGGCCGCGGAUUGAAUUGGACCCGUCGCUCUCGCUGCUGCUCAGAUUGUUUUUUUCGUUGUUGCUGCGGGAGGAGCCCUCGCGGAGUCGCGACUAUGGCGACGAUGGCCUCGACGGCGUCUCAGCAGCUGAGAGCCUUCGGGUGCGCUCUCGUGCAGCUCCGGCGACCCCGCGUCGCUUGCAAUGUGGUGAAAAUUGUUUGUUUCCAGAUUUCGGACUGUGAUUUGAAAAUGGCCGGAUUUUCUCCAUCUUCUGGCGCCUUUGGGACGAAAGCGGCCGCGAGGAGACCUCAAUUGCUAAGCGGACAGAGGAAAAGGAUGACCUUUUCGACAAAUGCUCUGCCCGCGGACACCUACUGGAUUACGGUGGUCCAAGCUCUCGGAGUAUCCGUGUUCAUGGCUUUAGCAGCCGUGAUUUCGGGUGUAGUUAUCAACGUCGGACUCGAGGUCAAAGCCGUGAAAGAGUUUGCAGAAUUAGAUAAGCAAGGCCUGUUCAAAGAAGAAGAUUACCAACUGGUUCCAGACGAAGAUUUUGGAAGCUUCGAGAAUGAAGAAGCAUUAUAUAUAUUCACCAACAAGGAUAUGGCAGGCAACCGCAGUCCUAGGAAUCGACCAGUACGUGAAGCGGAGCAACAGGAGUUACAGGAAGUGCCUACCGACCAAUAGUUAGUUCGGGACGAUAGAAAUGCUGAUUGUCUAACAAAUUUCGUAUGCUUGGAAUCGUCAUAUGUCAAUUUAACUGGCGGUGCCCAAAAUCACUGAUAAACAGUAAAUGAUCAGAUCGAAGCUUCAAAUGUUACUGAGCUGUGAUACUUCCGUGGGCAGCUGUAGAUGGCUUAGUUUUAGGGACACAAUGUUGUAUUAUGCAUUUUUGCCCACGUUUUGUGGGCAGGGGAGCAGGUGAGCAAUUAUAGUCGUUUAGGAGCUAUAUAAACUUCAGGCAUCAGAUCAUCAACUGAUCAGAACUGUUGACGCAGAGAUACGCAGUACUCAGGUAGAGCUUCGCUGCUUUUGUCACUAGUGGAUGUAGACCGUAAGUGUAUCAUAAUGAAAUUCAGCUCUUCUUUUCAUUACGUCA
Messenger RNA from Marchantia polymorpha subsp. ruderalis, 1687 nucleotides. The record is from the annotation of a GenBank genome assembly. Lineage: Eukaryota; Viridiplantae; Streptophyta; Marchantiopsida; Marchantiales; Marchantiaceae.